This is a messenger RNA of Volvox carteri f. nagariensis, 1854 nucleotides long. RefSeq lists its product as uncharacterized. Lineage: Eukaryota; Viridiplantae; Chlorophyta; Chlorophyceae; Chlamydomonadales; Volvocaceae. Gene Ontology annotation, cellular component: 90S preribosome. The record is from RefSeq and is a predicted model, not a curated record. The transcript is spliced from 2 exons. Bases 145 to 957 code for a protein of 270 amino acids.
CUUCGAAACGGCAUCUGUUGUAUUGAAGAAUAACUAUUCAUUCCAAGCCGCCUCAUCUUUUAACGAACGCAAUAUUUUUGCCUUGGGAAGCCUUAAAGUCCCUACUGGGUUUCAGAUUUUUAGACUAUAGCCCGAUUAUUCCUUAUGUCCCAAGAGCUCGACCGCUCGGCGCCGCCGGCAAGCACGUCUCGAGCUGCCGGCGAUGUUAAGCUACCGGGGUGGAAACCUGAGCAGGUCAAGAAAGCGGUGCAGUCGUUGCUCAAGUAUGUGGGACAGCGGAAGGAGAAGACCAACGCGCUUUUCGACGAUGAGGAGGUCUUCUAUAUGCAGCUAGCGCUCAAGAAAAUGCCUAUGCAGCCGCGCAAAGACAAGCCGGUGCCUUUGCCAAUUCCACACCCCCUCUACACAACGGACGGACAAGAAAUCUGCCUCUUUGUCAAAGACACGCCUGACGGGCAGGGUGGUAAGGAGGCCAAGAAAAAGCUCGCGAAGCUGGAGAAGAACGGGGGCGUGGCCAAGGUCAUCGGGACGACGAAACUCCGUACGAAGUACGAGUCCUACGAGGCCAAGCGCAAGUUGUGCAAAUCCUUUGACCUCUUCCUGGCGGAUGACAGAAUCCUGCCCUCGCUGCCAAAGCUAAUUGGGAAGUCCUUCUUUAAGAAAAAGAAGCAACCUGUUCCAAUCAACCUGCGCAAGGCCAACUGGGCCGCAGAGAUUAAAAAGGCCUGUGCCUGCACAUACCUUUUCAAGGGGACCGGCACGUCUGUAAACAUCAAGGUGGGUCUCAGCUCCUUUUCCACGAAGCAGGUGCAGGAGAACAUCCUCGCGGCGCUGUGCGCGGCAGUGGAGCACAUCCCCAAAAAGUGGAGCAACAUCCAGGGCGUGUUUCUCAAGACGCCAGACUCUGUGGCCCUGCCACUAUACCAGACGUUGCCCGACCAGCCGCAGAAGAUUUAGUGCUGAAGGAGGAGUAAAAAGCAUUUAUUUAUACCCCGGACAAGGAAGUGGAAUAUAUGACGUGGCAAUGGAAAGGCAUGUUGCAGGUCAUUGGAGGUGUCAGGGCUUCGCAGAAUUCGUCUUAACAAGAUGGAUGGUGAUCAUGCACUUGACUGAUGUGUGCAGUUUCAGUGCAUGUGGACUGAACCACAUGUUCGCGACUUUGUGAGAGAACGCUGAUGCCCGACAAUCAAAUGAACGCGCCUGCGUCUGUGUGGAAACGGUUUACAGGCUUAUGGUGAGCUGUGACUGACCUGUGCCUGUGCGUGUUUAUGGUGCUGUGGCAUAUGGGUGUAUCCCGGCCGUUCGCUCUGGGCCUCAGAUUCGUUAUUUGGGUUUGGGCGUUUCCUGUUGUCUUUCUGUUCCCUGCCUAUCGGCAUGCUUACCAUUAACCUUGUGUCUGUGGUCCGUAUCUAGAGAUCUCGGUUGGAUAGGGCUACAGGCGCCCCGGCAGGGGUUUUGCAAGGCAGGUAGUCGUCCUUUUAUAUUCGCCUAGGGCCUCUGUGCAGAGCUGGCAGCACCUGGGUUCGCUGGUGACGCUGCGUGCAGUUGAAUGAUAAUGUGUGCAGUGCGUGUUCGUGGCCGGUAGACUGGGAGGAGGAAACGUUUUCCGCUUGAGAGGACGCCUGCAGACGGUGCUGAUGCUCUACCGGGGCGAGGGCGGGGCCUCGGUCUGCAUGCAAUUGGCUGUUGUUUUGAAAUGAAGCAACCCAGUUGUAGCAACUGCUGGAACGACGAUGGGGGCAUUGGGGGAAGCAUGAAGGAGGUAGAACAGCCUAAUGCGCGUAGCCGAAUGUUGCAGAACGGAGAUACAUGCCGUUUGCUGUAAGAGAGGCCCUUUGGCUUUGGGCGGUUCCU